CUUCACACUUGGUAUACUUCUUCCUCUUUCUCUCUCUCUUAUCCCAUCAUGUCUGCCUCGUGUUCGGCGCUGAGACGGCUGACCCACAGGUCUCCCCGCACUUUCCAGUCCCGCAUUGUUUCCGUCUCCAGACCGGGCGCUUCUUUCGUUUCUCGCUCUCCUCUAUCCUCCGUCAAUUCCUCAACCCCCCGUACGUCUCGCUUCUCAACCAUGGCCUCCCUCCAGCAUGCAGCAGCAGCCCCCGCCGCUCCGGUGGACAAGUCCUACGACCCCGAGAUCAAGGACAUGGCCGACUACAUCCACAGCUACAAGGUCGACUCCGAUUUGGCGUAUGAUACCGCGCGAUUGGUUUUCCUCGAUACCCUAGGAUGUGGGUUGGAAGCCCUCAAGUUCAAGGAAUGCACCAAGUUGCUGGGCCCCAUCGUCGAGGGCACGGUGGUUCCCAACGGUACCCGGGUGUUCGGUACCCCCUACCAGCUCGACCCGGUCAACGGUGCCUUCAACAUCGGUGCCAUGAUCCGUUGGCUUGACUACAAUGACUGCUGGCUGGCCGCCGAGUGGGGUCAUCCGUCCGACAACCUCGGUGGUAUCCUGGCCGUUGCCGACUGGGUUUCUCGCACCAACCGCGCCGGUGGCAACGUGGCGGGUGGUAAGAUCUUUACCAUCAAGGACGUCCUGGAGGCCAUGAUCAAGGCCCACGAGAUCCAGGGUGUGCUGGCGCUCGAGAACUCGUACAACAAGGUCGGGCUGGACCACGUGGUGCUGGUCAAGGUGGCCACCACCGCCGUCGUCUCCAAGAUGCUGGGAUUGAACGAGAAGCAGACCGCCGACGCCAUCACGCAGGCGUGGGUGGACGGACAGAGUCUCCGAACCUACCGUCACUCCCCGAACACCAUGUCGCGGAAGUCCUGGGCUGCGGGUGAUGCCUGCCAGCGGGCCGUCAACCUGGUUUUGAAGGUGCAGAAGGGCGAGAGCGGACUGCACACCGUUCUGUCGGCUCCCGUCUGGGGAUUCUACGACGUUCUGUUCAAGGGCAACAAGUUCCAGUUCCAGCGUCCGUACGGCAGCUAUGUCAUGGAGAACGUUCUGUUCAAGGUUUCUUAUCCUGCGGAAUUCCACUCGCAGACUGCUAUUGAGGCUGCUCAGAUCAUCAACAAGAAGCUGGCGGCCAUGGGCAAGAGCGCCAAGGACAUCAAGGAGAUUACCAACCGCACGCACGAGGCCUGCGUCCGCAUCAUCGACAAGCAGUUCAAGGCGAUGGACAACUUUGCCGACCGUGACCACUGCGUUCAGUACAUGGUGGCCACUAUGCUGGCAUUUAAUCGACUGACGGCCAACGACUACACCGACGGAUCGGAGGCCGCCACUUCUCCCCUGGUCGAGACCCUUCGCCAGCGCAUCCGCUGCGUCGAGGACCCCCAGUUCACCAAGGACUACCACGACCCCAGCAAGCGUACCAUCCCCAACGCGCUGACGGUCACUCUGAAUGACGGCACGGUGCUGGAGGAGGUCUCCGUGGAGGCACCUCUGGGUCAUCGUCUGCGUCGCGAGGAGGCUAAGCCCGAGAUCCUGGACAAGUACAAGCGCCACCUGCAGGCUCACUUCGACCAGGCUCGCAUCGACCAGCUGGUUGAGCUGGGCCAGAACAAGGCAGCCAUCGAGGGCUACGAGGUGGACAAGUACGUUGACUUGUACGUGACGGACAAGAUCGCCACCGCGUGAGGCAGAUGCAAGACGGAGAUGUAAUGAACAAUCAACGGUAGAAUGUUGAUGGAUGUAUGAAUUUAGGCGUAUAUAUCAGAUGCCAUGCAGUAGAUUUACUGAUUAUGAUUUACC
Molecule: messenger RNA, 1836 nt
Organism: Aspergillus steynii IBT 23096
Lineage: Eukaryota; Fungi; Ascomycota; Eurotiomycetes; Eurotiales; Aspergillaceae
Product: putative 2-methylcitrate dehydratase
Exons: 4
Coding region: 49-1722 (557 amino acids)
Cellular component (GO): mitochondrion
Molecular function (GO): 2-methylcitrate dehydratase activity; 2 iron, 2 sulfur cluster binding
Source: RefSeq, a predicted model, not a curated record